CUGAGUCAGUCAGUCAGCUGCUGUUUUUCCGCGGCAUCAUCCGACCGACCCUCCCUCCUUCAUAUUCCGGCCGUCCUCAGGUAGAGGGAGAGAGAGAGAGAGAUGGCGGCGAACCUGUUGGAGACGUACGCCUGCGUGCCGUCGACGGAGAGAGGCCGGGGGAUCCUCAUCUCCGGCGAUCCCAAGACAAACGCCAUCGUCUACUGCAACGGUCGCUCCGUCAUCAUCCGCUACCUCGACCGCCCCCUCGAGGCCGUCGUCUACGGGGAGCACGCCUACCAGGCCACCGUCGCCCGGUUCUCCCCCAAUGGCGAGUGGAUCGCGUCGGCCGACGUCUCCGGCACCGUCAGGAUCUGGGGGAGGCACAACGAGCACGUCCUCAAGAACGAGUUCCGCGUUCUCUCCGGCCGGAUCGAUGACCUGCAGUGGUCUCCCGACUGUCAGCGGAUCGUCGUCUCUGGUGACGGCAAGGGCAAGUCCUUCGUGAGAGCUUUCAUGUGGGACUCAGGAUCAAAUGUUGGUGAAUUUGAUGGCCAUUCAAAACGUGUAUUGAGUUGUGCAUUUAAGCCAUCAAGACCUUUCCGUAUUGUCACAUGUGGAGAGGACUACUUGGUGAAUUUCUAUGAGGGGCCACCAUUUAAGUUCAAAUUGUCACAGAGGGAGCAUUCCAACUUUGCCAACUGUAUAAGAUUUUCGCCUGAUGGAAGUAAGUUCAUCAGCGUAAGCUCUGAUAAGAAAGGUAUAUUGUAUGAUGGUAAGACAGGAGAAAAGAUUGGGGAGCUAUCUUCUGAGGACAGUCACAAGGGUAGCGUUUAUGCUGUUAGCUGGAGUCCUGAUGGCAAAGCGGUUCUGACAGUUUCUGCAGACAAAACUGCAAAAGUAUGGGAGAUUGGUGAAAGUGGAAAUGGCAAAGUGAAGAAGACACUUAACUCUUCUGCUUCAGGAAUAGAGGGAAUGCUAGUUGGCUGUCUAUGGCAAAAUGAUCAUCUAGUCACCGUCUCCCUUGGUGGAAUUAUUAGCAUGUAUUCUGCCAGUGACCUAGAAAAGGCUCCUGUAUCAUUUUCUGGGCACAUGAAGAGUGUCGCUGGUUUGGCAGUCUUCUCUGAAGGUGGCCAGAAAGUUAUCCUAUCUAGCAGCUAUGAUGGGGUGAUUGUACGAUGGAUACAAGGAAUUGGAUAUGCAGGGAGAUUGGAGAGAAAGGACAAUUCCCAAAUCAAAUGUUUUGCGGUGGUGGAAGGACAGCUGACUACAUUUGGUUUCGAUAACAAGGUAAAGAGAAUUCGUUUGCUUGGUGAUCAAUGUGGUGAUGAAGAACAAAUUGAUAUUGGCACACAACCGAAGGACUUAAAUGUUGCACACAACAGUCCUGAGCUUGCUUUGCUUUCAACAGAUUCAGGAGUUGUCAUGCUUCAUGGAUCCAAAGUGUUGUCAACUUUGAACCUUGGGUUUGCUGUGACCGCAUCUGCAAUUUCACCUGAUGGGAGUGAGGUUAUUGUUGGAGGUCAAGAUGGGAAACUCCAUAUUUAUUCUGUCAAUGGGAAUACACUUACCGAGAAAUCAGUCCUGGAGAAGCAUCGUGGUGCUAUUAGUGUCAUACGUUUCUCCCCAGAUGCCUCUAUGUUUGCUUCUGGUGAUCUUAAUCGUGAAGCUGUUGUAUGGGAUCAUACUACCCGAGAGGUUAAGCUGAAGAACAUGUUGUACCAUACUGCUCGUAUAAAUUGCUUGGCUUGGUCUCCUGAUAGCACAAUGGUUGCUACAGGGUCUCUAGAUACAAGUGUAAUCAUAUAUGAUGUUAAUAAGCCGGCUUCUCAUCGUAUAACUGUAAAAGGCGCACACUUGGGAGGUGUCUACGGGCUAGCAUUCAAUGAUGACCACACUAUUGUAAGCUCUGGCGAAGAUGCAUGCAUCCGUUUGUGGAGACUAGUGCAGCAAUAGCAGAAUCAUAACCAUAGUUAAUACUUGAUUUGGUUUUGGAAGCUUUUUGUGUUAGCCUUGUUGGUAACCUUUACCAAAAACAAAUCUCUGUUUUUGUGAAAAAGUCCCUCUGCAUCUUCUGCUUGAAGAAUGGUGUUGUGGUAGGUGUUUGAUAUGUAGAAGUGAGUUUUGGCCUCUGUUGAUUAUAUUGGAUGAUGUGUUGUUGGGUGGUGUUUUCUUCUCUCUUUUUUAUCAGUCUGAUCGGCCAUUAUAGACAUGCCAAGGCGGGUGUUGUGUGUAUGCAGUUAUUGAUUUUAUUGAUUUGUUUGUUGGUGGAAUGCUGAUGAAAAUAAUCACACUUAACUUUUUGUUGGA
This is a messenger RNA of Nymphaea colorata (pocket water lily), 2289 nucleotides long. RefSeq names its product actin-interacting protein 1-2-like. Gene Ontology annotation, cellular component: cortical actin cytoskeleton. The transcript has 6 exons. The coding region runs from base 103 to 1935 and encodes 610 amino acids. NCBI's taxonomy places the organism in Eukaryota, Viridiplantae, Streptophyta, Magnoliopsida, Nymphaeales, Nymphaeaceae. The record is from RefSeq and is a predicted model, not a curated record. Gene Ontology annotation, biological process: positive regulation of actin filament depolymerization; actin filament depolymerization. Gene Ontology annotation, molecular function: actin filament binding.